Messenger RNA from Alosa alosa (allis shad), 4292 nucleotides. RefSeq lists its product as uncharacterized. Bases 76 to 4191 code for a protein of 1371 amino acids. The record is from RefSeq and is a predicted model, not a curated record. Lineage: Eukaryota; Metazoa; Chordata; Actinopteri; Clupeiformes; Clupeidae. The transcript has 12 exons.
UUCACCUUUUGGUACUUUUCGGAGGACCACAGCAUUAUGUGUUAGGAAAGAAGGAAACCACUUUCAGAACCAUAUAUGGUUCGCCAAACAGAGGAGGAGUCAGAUGAUGGCUCCAGUAGUGUCAGGAAGCCUAAAGGAGCAAAAUGUAGGCCUACUGUUUCCGAGGGUGACCUGGCCUGCUACUCCAGAGCACAUUUGGGAGAGAGGCUUUACCAGGAGACUCCUGGAUUUGACCUCACUGAUCCCAAUAUGCACUUGGCGAAUGGCACCUACAACUGCCUCCAUGAUCCCCAUUUAAGGACAUACUUUCAAAAGCCAGAGAGGAAAAAAAGACUCAUUCAUAAUGGAUUCAUCACAGCUGAUCAGAAGGUGUUAUGUACGAUUAAAGAGUACAACAAUUACAGCAAAUACACUGAAAGUGUUCAGCUCUCAUGGCAGAAGCUCUACUUUGAGCAGCAGAGAAAGCUGAUGAAAGAAUUUCUGAUUAUGAAAGAGAAGGGUCUUAUUCCACCUCAUAUCCACAUCUCAGAUAUGAUAGACUGGCUUGUCCGCAAAGGGACAGAUAUUUCUAAGAAGAUGUUUCAGAAACAGUCAGGGAACACACAGGCUUUGCUGAAAUGGGAAGUGAAUCGGCGCCUGAAACUGGAAGCGAUACAGAAGGAGGCAUGCCGGGAAUACUGCCUGGAACGCAAACUUCCGUUCUCCCAGAGGGUCAAGAAAGCAUCAGUGGAGUGUAUCCCAUGUCCUGGAUCUUCUGGAGCUGGUCCAAGGUGUCUCUCAUCUCUGUCUGAAGCGUCAGUGGAUUUGGUCUCCUCAUCUGUGUCUAUAGAGGAAUUUCCAAGGACAGAUUCAGUCACUUAUCUGAAUUCAUUUGACUCCAUCACACCAGGGACAAGUGUGGAACGAUCUACAGUGCUUUCGGCAGGGGCUGAGAAAGUCAUUUGUGAAACUGUUAAAGACAUUGUGAUGGAUGAACUUCGGAGAAAUCUCCUUCCAGUGUUGAUGAGGCGCCAGUCUUCCUCUGAAAGCAUCCGCCACACCAGUGACUGCUCUGACCAGAGCUACAGGAGUUUGAACACUGCGAUGGUCCGUCCUAAAUCCAGUGCCAGCGUGUUAUCUGAUGGUGUUACUUCUCCUUCUACUGGGGACAACACUACUGAGUCAUAUAUCGGGACUACUUUCUAUACGGAAGUACCUAUUUCAGAGAGGCUUUGCUAUGACAACUUUCGUGCUCCUGCUGGAUGCCUGAUUGUGCCCAGCAACAUAGCGGCCAGUACAGUGGACAACGCGAUGUUAAGGGCAGGACUACGUGCCACAACUCCUGAACAGUCAAAAUUUCGCUGUAUGUCUGUCCAACCAUUAACCAUACCUUCUUAUCAAAAGAAAGGUGUGAAACUUUUGGGAGGCAUGCCAACGGACGUCAAAGAAAUACCUGAUGUGGAAGACACUGAGGUGGAAGUGCACACACCGCAAUUUAUUCACGCCAUCACACAGCAAUUAAGUGAGACAUCUUCUGUGUGUGAAACAGCAAAGGAGGGAGAAUCAUCAGGCUGUAUGGUUACUUCAGCAAAAAGCCCAAAUUCAGCACACCAGAUGUCAGUGGAGCAUAUUUUUCAGGAUAACACGUUGAAUUGUGUCAAUACAACCAGAGCACUAUCACCUAGACAUCACAGUCCAAACCUGGCUAAUUCUGUUGCUGCAGUCUUAUACCACAACAUAAGUGAGACAGAAACCUCAAAAAAGCCCCCACCCUACUCCAGCUCUCAGGUCACUUGUAUUGAUAGUUGGCAGGAGCUGACAGGGAGUGGUGCACUGAGAGAAUUUUCAGAGCCUUUGUCUGAAUCUGCCUUAGAUCUUCUCAAAGGCACAUUUGGGGAGCGGGCCCAGAGCCUUAAAACAGAGAAGAGUGAAUUCCAAUGCAUUACAGUCCCAACAUCAGAGAAACUAUUCUUUGUGUCCCACGUCAACAGUAAUGACACAGUUGUGCACAAAGUUGCCAUUGAGGAGCUGCCUGCGGUGGAUGUGAUACAAAAUACUAUCCCUCCAGACCAUUUAAAGAGGUUGAACACCCCCUUCUCCUCUAGGCUCAACACUCCUGCAAGUGCAAGACACUUUAGGCAAUCAAGUCCAACAAUACAACUCCUACAGGGCGUUGUGGAAAAACUGGUGGCUAAAAUGGUGGUUCGCUUAAUGAGCAUCCCAGAGGAGUUUAAUGAUGCUGCCUGUAAACAGCUAGAGAAACCAUGCCAUUCUCUGGAUGGCCCUCUUUCAGAGUUUCACCAUGGAGUGAUUUCUAGGCUCUGCCCAGUCCUUGUGACUGACAUAAUGGAAUCCCUUUCCAGUGAAAUUGUCAGUCCUCCUGUCGGUGAAUCAGCUUCCCAAUCACCUCUGCUGUUCACUGAGGAUGAAAAAUCGGAUGGAAAAUCAAGAGCUGACAGCCCAAAUGAUUGUGCUGAAGAGUUUGCUUGUUUCCAAGAGGGCAACAGUACAACCAAUGAGGGACCAUCCGAAGAGUCUAUAAUAGACUUUCUAAAACUUGCAAUGACUGAUAUUGAGUCGGCAAUGACUUAUUCCAAAAAGCAGGUUUGCUCUAACCUUCCUGCCAGGACAGAGGUUGUUGUAGACAUCAUCACUAAGCUGGUCUCUGAUAUUGAGUCUGGCACUAAUUCCCCAACUUCACCUCUGACAAAUGUGGUAGUAGAUAUGGUGAUGUCUGUGCUGGAUAAUCUGUCAGAGGUGUCCACUGCAUCAUCUCCUGACAACUUGGAAUACUCAAGACCUGCCAGCUCUAGAAUUGUUAGCACUGUCCGUAAGGAGCUAGAGGACCAGAUUGGCUCCACUGAUGCCCUCAAGCAUGCACUUAACUGCGGGAGUGAAGAUGUCACCAAGGCCAUCUCUACUGCUGUUGCUAGGGAAGUCUCUGUACUCCUCUCAGAGUCAGUAGCUUGCCAUUUAGCCUCCACCUCCAGUUCUGCUUCACUGUUGAGCUUACCGGAUACGACCUCUGCACCCGCAGUGCGACCUCUGACUGCUGCUGUCAUACCCAACAUCCAUCCUGACAGUGGACUUCUUCCCAAUCAUCGGUCUUCAUCUUCCAUGGAAAGAAAGCCUGUGGUGAUGGUGGUCAACUUUGAUACAGUCAGAGAUAUUGUCAGCCGGCUUCUGGUGCAACUUUUACCAAAAGGAUUCAAAGAUUUUAACCUGGCAGACUGCAGCCUCUUUGAUGUCAUCUUCUCUGAACUUUCCUCCAGUUUAUUUGUAAGACUGACUAGGAAGAGACAGAAGGCCACUGUCUGUCUAGAUUCCGUUGAAGUCUCUCAGGUUGUCCUCAGUGUGCAAAGGGAUUUGGUCAAGCUUUAUGGUCCUCUGGAGCAUUUUCAGAACAAGGUUUUCAACAAUUGCCCAACAUUUUUUGGAGGUAUUGCAAAACUUAUUGUGAAAGGCAUUUUGAAGUCACCCACAAGAAAGCCCACUGAAAUAAAUGCCAACCCCUACUCUGAUGAAACCACUCAGGGGACACCACAUCUUGCCACACCAGAGUGGAGAAUCAGUAUCCAUUCCAUCGAUGACUUGUUGUCUCUUCUGUUGAAUAAAAUGCAGGAAUUUUAUCUUGUCAAAGCAGAGGAUGCUCAGUUCUCCCGAGCUCUGUUCAGCUAUCUUACCAUAAACAUCAUGGAUAUGACUCUCAAACAACUUCAAGUGAUUCCAGGAUUGGUGCUCGUAGACAAAGAGGAGAAUUUCAACAAAUUCCUCAAGGAGAAAAUUGUCUCCAACGUCCACAGCGCUUUGGUCGAUAAGGGCAUCACUGUGAAGACUGUGCACAUGGCAUUACAACAAGGAAGUUCAUCAGCACUGAAUGUCAUCAGAGAUGAACUCAUCAAGGAAACCAUAGCAGUGUGCUCUUCAAGUGCCUGCGCAUAUAAUCUCAGGUCAGAACAGGGUCAAACAGAAACACUCUUGACCAAGACGGUGGCCACAGUCACAUCUACCAGUCCAGCAGAGGCUAGAAAGGUUGACACCAUUGAAUACUCCGCAGCAGCAUCAAACACAGUAGAUAAUGUUUUGCAAUCUGCUAUGGACAAGGAGAAGAUGCCCAAGAGGAAGAGACAGAUUGGCCGCAUCUUUCUCCGUAUUUUCAAGGGGGUUAGACACAGUUUCACAAGCUGCAAUACAUCUCGAGUGAUGGACUAAGAAAGAUUCAUUUUAUUUUAAUCAUUUAUUUUAUUUUGCUUUAUGUUUAAUUUGAUUUCUUCUCUAUAAUCCUCAAAUACAUCAAUAAAGUACACAGCAUG